UAUAAAUUUAAUAUUUAUUUGGAUACAAAUUAAAGUUUACUAAUAAAUUUAAUAUAAAUGUGGCCACCUUCCCAUUUUAGUUUGUCCCACUAAAAGUGGCCACUUUCUUAAAAUAUAAAUAUUUACUUUAAUUUAGUCUAAUUAAUUAAUCUAAUUAAAUCUAACUAAACCUACUAAUUAAAUAAACUCCCACCCAAAAGAAUUCCUGCCUCCAACCGCCCACCACCUUUCUCUCUCUCUCUCUCUCUCUCGCCCCGCCGCCUAACCCCGCCGCCCCCGCCAGCAGCCACCGCCCUCUCACCCCCUACCCACACCACAGGCCCUCGCCGGAAGAGGACCGUUCCGGUGGAUCUCCUUCUCCGCUUCUCCACCGACUCGCUCCUCUGCUUCUCCACCGACUCGUUCGCCGCAGUCAACCGCCGCACCGCCGUCAGCCACGACCGCCGACGCCCCUUUCUUCCCCUCCACAAAACACACACACCGACGACCACCGCCUCAGUUUCGAUUUCCCCAGCCACGGCGCGGCCCUUCUCUCACAAACUCUAGAUCUAAACUCACCGCCUCAGCUUCGAUUUCCGGCGACCGCGCAUAGCAGCUAGCGAACCAGCCACCGCCGCACGCCCCAAAACCUCUCAUCUCCGUCUCAACCUCUCCUUCAAGUCCGGCGACUGCACAGCCAUAGGGCUGCCGCCGCCGAGCUCCAUAACCCCUGAUUCCAGGCACUUUAAUCGUGGCCCUUGGCCUCGAUUCCCGACGACGAAUCUGGUUAUGCUAUUUGUCUGAUUUGGUUUUUGGCUAUGCAAUUUUUUGGUUUUUGAUUUUUAGUUUUUGGUUUCUGAUUUUUGGUUUCUGGCUAUGCGAUUUGGUAUUUGCGAUUUGAUAGAGGGUGAGGGACGACCGCCGGCUUCGCCGUUGCCUUCGCCGGCGGCAGACUGUGGAACAGAUUAAGUGAGAAGAAGAAGAAUGUUUUCCACACUUAAUUAACUCUUUAAUUUUGUGGACCACACAUAAUUAAAACAUAACCAUCCCUUUCUUAAUUUCCAUGCCAAAAACAAAGUGGCCACAUUUAUUGGGACGGAUGGAGUAUACUUUAAUAAUAUUUUAUGAAUUUAUUCUUUUUUGGAGAAUUUAUGAAAUUAAUUCUUAAAUAUUGAAAUGUGAUAUAUAUAUAUAUAUAUAUUUUGGAAAUGAGAUGUGAUAUUAAAAAGACCUAGAAAUAUUUAAUAAUAAUAAUAAUAAUAAUAAUAAAAAAGACAUGGAAAUAUAAAUUUGAACAAACUUGGUUACAAUAAGCGAGAAGAUUUUAGCAGCCAAUAAGUAAUCUCCAGGUGUGAGAAAGUAGGAUAUGGUAAGUGUGAUAACAAACAUAUGGUAAGUGUGAUAACGUUUGAACACCAUAUCCAGGAAACAAACCAUACAAGGAGCGCCACGUGUCGAAAUAAGAAUCAGGAAAUGGGGCAUAAUAUGUGUCGAAAUAAGAAUCACGAAAUGGGACAUAAUAUUAUCAAGGCAAGGCAAGCAGUGAGAGUGCAGUGUAUCGAGGGUUGAAGAAAGUUCCGAGAGAGAUAUUAUUAAUGGCAAGCAGCAUGAUGAGUUCCGUGGCUUUGAAGCCGGCGUCCUUCUCCGCCGACAAGUCGGGCGUGCGAGGCCUGCCAUCGCUCGCCAGAACCACCCCUUUCAGAGUGCAAGCCAGCGGCGGCAAGAAGAUCAAGACCGACACACCUUAUGGAACUGGCGGCGGCAUGGACUUGCGAAAUGGCCUCGACGCCUCCGGCCGGAAGCCUAAGGGAAAGGGCGUGUACCAGUUCGUGGACAAAUACGGUGCUAACGUCGAUGGAUACAGCCCCAUCUACGACGAGAAGGAUUGGUCUCCCUCCGGUGAUGUCUACGUCGGAGGCACUACUGGCUUGGCCAUAUGGGCGGUCACCCUCCUCGGCAUCCUUGCCGGCGGCGCUCUUCUCGUCUACAACACCAGUGCUUUGGCGCAGUAACUUUAAUACUCUUUUCUGCAAUUCCCUUUGUAAUCCAUCAAUCAUUCCUGUAACAUGUAUGUUGUGAUAUACUUUACUCCCGCCUUCAUACAUUAUCCUUCAUUUUAAUGAAAAAAUUCCCACCACAGUCUUCAUUGA
Salvia miltiorrhiza (redroot sage) is the source of this 2129-nucleotide messenger RNA. RefSeq names its product photosystem II 10 kDa polypeptide, chloroplastic. The coding region runs from base 1575 to 1991 and encodes 138 amino acids. Gene Ontology annotation, biological process: photosynthesis. Gene Ontology annotation, cellular component: thylakoid membrane; photosystem II; photosystem II oxygen evolving complex. The record is from RefSeq and is a predicted model, not a curated record. The transcript has 2 exons. Lineage: Eukaryota; Viridiplantae; Streptophyta; Magnoliopsida; Lamiales; Lamiaceae.